AUGCAGGAACAAGCAGAAGCCUUCUCCCAGCAGCUUCAACAACAGGAGCGGACGUCAAAACGUAAACUUCAGGAGGCCCUAGAGGCCUUGGAUCGUCAGGCACAACUCUCCCAAAAAGCGGAGUCGGAGCUGCUGCGUCAAAAGCGAGAUCACGAGGAAAAGAUGGAUCGCGUUAUGGGAGAGGCUGAGGCCAAGAUAAGGCAACUUGAGACAGAGAAACGUCGAGCGGCCGAGGACGCAGCUCAGGAAGUCUUAGCCCUCAAGCAGGAAGAGCACCGGAACGCAACAGAGAUAGAAACUUUGCAAGAGCAGUGCCAGCACCUCGCUAUCCAGCACGCUAAGAGCCUGGCAAAGGCUGAGCAGCUAGCGAAACAGGCAGAAGGAGUCCAAGCGGACUGUGAACGCCGGCUCAACGAACACAAUCGUCUCCUGGCUGACUUCCGGGCACUUGAGGAGACGCAUCGUGGGCUCUUGAUGGACACAGAAAGCCUGAGCAGGUCGAAGGAAGAAGCGGAGACCAUCGUGGUGGAAUUACGGGGGCAACUAGCUGAAAGGGAAAAGAGGAUAGAGCAGCACAGGAUGGAAAAUGCGGCCCUUCAACAAGAAAUCAAGGAAAAAGAGGCCGCACGCGAGGAUACCAAACUUCAGCUGCAGAAAGCGGCAGCUGAGGUUGCGCAGCUGAAGAGGGUAGCUUGCUCCAAAUUGUCUUCAGCGCGAAGAAAAGAGGAAAGGCUACGAAGGAACAUCCACAUGCUGGUAGACCGAGUCAAUCAAGUGAUGGCUGAACGCAAUGGGCUUUGGCAAGCGUUGCUGAAAGUAAAAGACGACUAUGACGUCCAUGCUAAACAAAUAGAAUCACAAGCUGCCGCACGCCUGAGUCUUCCUCUUUCCACUUUGGCACCGUCGAUGACCGAGCCGCACAGCUUCAGCAGCAGUGGCCACGCGACCACUGCUCAAAUACCUUCUCGCUCCACGUCCCUCCUGCAAUCCGAGUUGCAGAGCCACUCCCAGCCGUCGAGUGGCCCAGUAACUGUCUUAAGUCCGUUUUUUUCCAUCCCCGGGGAUUACACCGGGGGAGGCACCUGCCGUGAAGGUGGCUCACAGGAGGGGCCCCAACCGACGACAAGCGUCGAUAGUGCUAGCGUAUUUGCACCUGCGGCUGGUGGUGCUGCAUGUAUGCCUGUUUGGGGCCCUUCCUCAACUCCUCUGUCGUUGAAUGGAGAGAAGACUGGAAACAUCAUUUCGAGCUCCUCGGCCGUCGACGGAAUGCUCGCAUCUCCAACAGGCGGACUGGGUUUCUUUGACAGCGUCCUGGGAGGUUUGAACCAGAACGAUAGUAAGGGCAUUCCGUUACAGGGGUGCGUGUAA
Messenger RNA from Neospora caninum, 1368 nucleotides. RefSeq lists its product as hypothetical. The transcript is spliced from 5 exons. The record is from RefSeq and is a predicted model, not a curated record. NCBI's taxonomy places the organism in Eukaryota, Apicomplexa, Conoidasida, Eucoccidiorida, Sarcocystidae. The coding region runs from base 1 to 1368 and encodes 455 amino acids.